UUGUUUUUUUUUGUUUUGUUUUGUUUUCGUAGAAAAGGCUAUACAUUUAAACGAGAGCAGCACCUGUAGACAGGCAACACAAAGAACCGUCAAUCGUUUAAACAUUUUGCCUUGUACAUACAAUAUAUAAAGAUGCCGAUUUGACACUAUCGAGUUUGAACUAAAUAUUUAGUUCAGUUAUUAGGUGCACGUAAAACAAACGAGCUUCAAAUGCCAGGCAUUGGCAGGGUUUACUACAAGACAUUAAUAACUUCAUGUCGAGGGACUGCCUUGAGAUGCCAUUGCUCUGUUAAAACACCACCUAUAUCAUUCAAGGGAAGCCUCGUCGAGAGCAGGCACAUCUGCAUUAACCUCACCCGUGCUUUCCUCCAGACCUGAGAAUGAGGGAGAGAGGGAGAACAGAGAGGAAUGCGACAAGCGCGGAAAGGAGGGCAAAGCUGUGUUUUAAUAAUGUGCAUACGAAGAAUGAAGAAGUGCUGUACCUCUGUUGCAAUUGGCACUGAAAGGAAACAGUGGUAAAUAUACAGUAGAACGUCCAGUGGUUUGUGUGCAUAAUCUGAUUUGGGCCCCCCUGCCCCCUCUUCAGAUAAAGAAAAAAAGAACGUUGCGUUCAUUCUUGCGUUCUACAGUAACCUGCAAAGUGGGCUUUACAAAACAGAACGCAGAAAAGGGGGCGUUAACAGACGAAAACAAUAACUGCAGCAAUUGUGAUUCAUUUGGAGAAAAGAAAUAAUAAUCAAAACAAACAGCAUUUUAUUAAAAAAAGUCAGACAUUCACACACGACGCGGUGUUGGAGCGCAGCAUUUAUAGGUCAGUGAUUGACAAUGGAUUUCUCAGACGCACCAGAUUGGUUUAAGGAAGCCAUCCUAAACCGAUUUCUAAACGAUUCUUCUUUCAUGAACAUGAGUGGUUAUAACUUCACCCACGAGGGCUUCGUCUUGCCCAUUGGCAUAAAGAUCACCAUUGCUGUGGUUUACAUGGUGGUCUGCGUGGUGGGGCUCGUGGGAAACUGCCUGGUCAUGUACGUCAUCAUCAGGAGGAAACCAGCAUUCUGGGACAAUUCAGGGCUGGGACAAAAGGGGACUGCAAGCCUUGGAGACAGGAGGGGACAAGGCCACGCAAAUCCUUUUAGGUACACAAAGAUGAAGACUGCAACUAAUAUAUACAUCUUUAACCUGGCCCUUGCAGACUUUCUGGUUCUCAUCACCUUACCUUUCCAAGGCACAGACGUUUUCCUUGGGUCCUGGCCGUUUGGUAAACUCCUCUGCAAGAUAGUGAUCGCAAUCGACUAUUAUAACAUGUUCACCAGCACCUUCACCCUCACCAUGAUGAGCGUGGAUCGGUACAUUGCCGUCUGCCAUCCAGUGAAAGCCCUGGACAUGAGAACCCCUCACAAAGCUAAAGUCGUCAACAUCUGCAUCUGGGCUUUGGCUUCUGUAAUCGGUAUACCAGCCAUGGUGAUGGGGGAUAUUGAAGAGGAUCCCUAUGGCACAGCUGUCGAGUGUGCUGUGGUCCUGCCUCAACCCUGCAGCUUCUGCGAUGCUGUAUUUGGCACCUGCGUAUUUAUCUUCUCCUUCGUCAUCCCGGUCGCCAUUAUCACCAUCUGCUACACCCUGAUGGUGAAGCGCUUGAAAAGCGUGCGGGUGCUGUCCGGUUCCAAGGAGAAGGACCGCAUGCUGCGGCGCAUCACACGGAUGGUCCUCAUCGUGGUGGCGGUCUUCGUUGUCUGCUGGACUCCCAUCCAGAUCAUGGUGCUGGUCAGGGCCCUUGGGCUCAACCUGCACAACGAGCUCACAGUCUCACUCAUGCACUUCUGCAUCGCCCUGGGUUACGUCAACAGCAGCCUCAACCCAGUCCUCUACGCCUUCCUGGACGAGAACUUCAAGCGCUGCUUCAAGGAGUUCUGCUACCCGUCUUCAUUCAGGAUGGAGCUGCAGCGGUCGAGCAGAAUGAAGAGCAUUGCCAAAGAGGUUUCCUGCAACUGCAAGCAUGCAGAUGGGACUAGUAAUCCUGCAUGACUAGACGUGGGGCUGCCGUUGGUUACCAUCAACCAGCAGAAAGCUGGCAACUCAAAUGCAGAGCUUACUCAAACAACAACCCUUUAAUAUGUGCUGUGUUUGUGCUGUAUGAUCAACCGAACAUGAAGGUGGCCUUUGCAGAGUUUCUGAUUUGGAGAAAGUCAAGGAACUUUUGCUUGCACAGCCAGAGGAAGAAAUGCUGAUUAAAAAAAAAAGAAAGACAUCGGGAUACUUUUAAAAAGACAAAAUAUGAUAUGAUAUAUAUUAUGGCCUUAAUUGUAUCGUCUGUUAAAACUUGCCUAAACAGCAUGUUUGAUGUACAGUAAAUGGGUGUUUUUGUGUUUUUAAUGCCUACAAAAGUGUUAUUGUGAAAAGUAUCUAGCAGAUAAACCCAGCGUAUGCUUCUGUUAAAAAAAAAAACAAGAAAAAAAAACUGUUUGGUAGCAGUGUUUUUGAGUUUGAAAAUAUGUAAGGUUUCAAAAACUACAAAAAUACAUUAAAAAAAAAAAAAAAAAAAACUAUUGUACUGUUCUAGAACUGUAUUAUUGUCAGAAGUCUUAUAGUAAUCUUACAAUGUGCCUCUACAAAUUGCUGGUUUAUGUCAUUAUUCUUAGCGAAGAGAAUGCUGCAUGUCAGUUGAAUGGGUACAUUUAACAGCUUCGCUUGUGUAAAAGUGAAUGUUGUUAGACCCGCAUAACUUAAUCCCAAAGUUACAACUAUGUUUACUUUCAAAAGCAGUCAUUGCUGAGCUGUAACUGAGAUUGUAUUCUUCUGUUUAUUUAUUGAUAUAUUUAUUUACAUAUGAAGCUUAAAUAAGAAGCAUUGUUAUCAGCAUUGUAACUGGCAAUGCUAAUAUGAUCCACACAUUAAAGAACCCAUGUUUGCAAAACAGAAGUGAGGCUGCAUUUGUACAAUCGUCUGCCAUUUGUAAAAGAGUUUUGGGUGGCUUUCUUCUUCUAUGUUAUGUUGUUAUUCAGGGUGUGACUCAAACAAGGGGUGAGGUACAAUACAGUUAUGGCCAAAGAUUUUGCAUCACCAUACAGAAUUAACUACUUUAGCUUUAUAAAGUGGAAUGAAUCCUGCUGAAUAAUGUUACGAUGACAUAUUGAAUUCCAUACACUUAAUGAAAAGCUG
This is a messenger RNA of Polyodon spathula (Mississippi paddlefish), 3153 nucleotides long. Its product is annotated as delta-type opioid receptor-like. The coding region runs from base 826 to 2019 and encodes 397 amino acids. Gene Ontology annotation, cellular component: neuron projection; membrane. Gene Ontology annotation, molecular function: nociceptin receptor activity; neuropeptide binding. The transcript is spliced from 6 exons. Gene Ontology annotation, biological process: sensory perception of pain; neuropeptide signaling pathway. The record is from RefSeq and is a predicted model, not a curated record. Lineage: Eukaryota; Metazoa; Chordata; Actinopteri; Acipenseriformes; Polyodontidae.